CCUACUGUUCAAAUCCUUCAUUUCAUUUCAGUUGAAGAGGGUUUUUGGAAAAUCUGAGCAGCCAUGAACAGAGCUAGGCCAAUCCUCACAUCACUCAGACUCGCCAACUCGCUCCUCUCGACUCGGGUCUCCUCAACUCGGUCUCUCUUCACUCAGGUGACUCAGUACUCUGACUUUCAUUCUCUUUCAAAAAAUCAAUCUUUUUCCCAUUCCCAUUUCCUCAAUACCCACCAAAAGCUAUUCUUCUCAUCGAAACCAAACUCGGCCAUUGAACUCGUUCUGGCCAACGAUUGGUCCUACGAGUUGGAGCACGAGUUAGAAAAAUCGUGCCCAGCACUGACCCAUGAAACAGUUAUUUACAUUUUGAAGAAACUGGACAAAGACCCAGAAAAAGCUGGAAGCUUUUUCAACUGGGUCUGUGAGAAUACUGGGUUUAGACCCAGUUCUUUGGUGUAUAGCUUAAUGCUUAGGAUUUUGGUUAACAAAGAGACAAUGAAGCAGUUUUGGAUUACACUUAGGAAAAUGAAAGAGCAAGGGUUUUAUGUUGAUGAGGAAACAUAUUUGACAAUUGCGGGGCAGUUAAAGAAAGCGAAGAUGGCCAGUGAUGUAGUGGCUUUGAACCACUUUCACAAUAGGAUGCUUUCAGAGAAUGCAAUGGAGAAUGUUGUGAGGAAAGUGGUUGAUAUUGUUUUGGGGUCAGAGUGGAGUAACGGGGUUGAGAAUGAAUUGGGGGAGAUGAAAAUUGUGUUAUCAGAUAAUUUCGUGAUACGGGUUUUGAAGGAACUUCGGAAUUACCCUUCGAAAGCUUUGAGUUUUUUUCAUUGGGUUGGCAGGUGUAAUAAUGGUUAUGAGCACAAUACAGUGACUUAUAAUGCGGUUGCCAGGGUUCUCGGUAGGGAUGAUUCAAUUGAGCUUUUUUGGAGUGUUGUUGAGGAGAUGAAGAGUGCUGGUCAUGAAAUGGAUAUUGACACUUAUAUAAAGAUAUCGAGGCAGUUUCAGAAGGUCAAGAUGAUGGAGGAUGCGGUGAAGCUUUAUGAGUUCAUGAUGGACAGUCCAUUUAAGCCCUCAGUCCAGGACUGCAGCAUGCUUUUAAGAAGCAUCUCAGCCAAUGAUAACCCAAAUUUGGAUUUGGUUUUUCGAGUUGCAAAGAAAUAUGAGUCAGCGGGGCAUACUCUUUCUAAGGUUGUGUAUGAUGGGAUUCAUAGAUCGUUGACAAGCGCAGGGAGAUUUGAUGAGGCAGAGAAUAUUAUGAAGGCUAUGAGAAACGCAGGGUAUCAGCCUGAUAACAUUACGUACAGCCAAUUGGUUUUUGGACUUUGUAAGGCAAGGAGGCUUGAAGAUGCUUGUAAGGUGCUGGAUGAGAUGGAAGCAGAAGGAUUUCUUCCUGAUAUUAAGACUUGGACAAUUUUGAUUCAAGGGCAUUGUGUAGCUAAUGAACUUGACAAGGCGUUAAUGUGUUUGGCAAAGAUGGUAGAGAAGAACUGCAAUAUUGAUGCUGAUCUAUUGGAAGUCUUAAUAAACGGUUUCCUACAUUGGAACAGAAUAGAUGGUGCAUACAGAUUGCUUGUGGAGAUUGUAAAUAAGGAACGUAUAAGCCCUUGGCAAGCUACAUAUAAAAAACUGAUUGAAAAGCUUUUAGGCAAUGGGAAACUUGAAGAAGCACUGAAAUUGCUUCAUUUGAUGAAGAAGCAAAACUACCCACCUUUCCCAGAACCCUUUGUCAAAUAUAUUUCAAAGUUUGGGACUGUGGAGGAUGCUGCAGAUUUUUUGAAGGCAUUGAGCGUGAAAGAAUAUCCUUCCUCUUCAGCUUAUCUUCAUGUUUUCCGAUCAUUCUUUCAAGAAGGUAGAGAUUCUGAAGCCAAAGAUCUGCUUUUCAAGUGCCCUCAUCAUAUUCGUAAGCAUAGCGAAAUUUGCAAUCUUUUUGGUUCUGCACAGAAUGACAAUGCCACUUCAUGAGCCUUACACUAUGAGGAGUUUACCCAAUCCAAUCUUCUAUUGUACAAUUAAAUUUGUUCAACACUUUUUGAUGAAAUUGAUUUGUACUCACUGCAUAAAUUCAAGAAAAAUUAAUUUGAAGCUUUUAA
Quercus robur (English oak) is the source of this 2084-nucleotide messenger RNA. Its product is annotated as pentatricopeptide repeat-containing protein At3g48250, chloroplastic. The transcript has a single exon. The record is from RefSeq and is a predicted model, not a curated record. Gene Ontology annotation, biological process: RNA splicing. Gene Ontology annotation, molecular function: protein binding. Lineage: Eukaryota; Viridiplantae; Streptophyta; Magnoliopsida; Fagales; Fagaceae. The coding region runs from base 64 to 1956 and encodes 630 amino acids.